Amoebophrya sp. A25 is the source of this 2925-nucleotide messenger RNA. NCBI's taxonomy places the organism in Eukaryota, Dinophyceae, Syndiniales, Amoebophryaceae. The record is from the annotation of a GenBank genome assembly.
CAAACUCUAAGCAUUUGUGUACUUUCCUUCUUCCGAGAGGUGGAGAUGCUCAUAUUUGGAUAGCUUUGCCCCUGGUGGGAUGGGAGGCAAAGGCCUCUGACAGGACAAAAAGCCCGCCCCUGGUGGGCCGGGAUGCCGUAGCCUCUGAGAGGAAAGGCGGGCACUACCCGCGUGGCCCCAGGCGGGACACUAAGACGCGCCGCAACGCUUUGAAGAGCUGAUGCGCGUGGGUCUUGUGCCAUCGAAGGAGAUGAUGGGACAGCGCCACCUGGCGUGGCUGGUGGUGAGUCCUCCAGGGAUGCAAGAAAGCGAAAGAGAGCCGGCCAGCCCGGGGCGCCCUGCUCCACUGCGUGCCAGAGCUUUCCGCGCUUCUUAUGAGAUGAAGCGCCAACGGCUCAGCAGGUGCGGGGGACGCGUUGGCGGCCGUGCCUCUUGUCUUCUUAGGGUUCAAGGUGAGCAGAGUGAGCCCCGCAGCCUGGGCAGGCCGGUGCCGCCUCGUUUUCCUCCAAAGAAAAGCAAAGACCCGAGCGGAACGGGCAAGUCCAGGGGGGCGAAGUCGCGCGGAGAUUUUUCGGCGGGCUGUUUGGUUGGUUGGUCGGUUGGUUGGCUGGCUUGGCGCGGUUGCCUUCCUGACCUCCCUCCGCUUCCUAUGCGAGUCCUCCUGGUUGGAUGGCUCGCUUCGGCAGGAUUCGUCUGCCCCCUCGCCUUCUUCCGCCGUUGUUCUCUCCCGGGUUGCGGUCUUUUCGCUUCAUGUGUGUCCGCGUUGCCGAGGGUGAACCCUAUCCGCGCACCGACCGCCAGCGCCUAGCCCCAGGCGAGCACACAAAGCGCCAGGCGCUACCUUUCUGGGGUCUGGUCACUCGGCUCAGGAGCCGAGUUGAGGACGCUCAAGGAGGGCCUGGUCACCUGAGGCAGCGCGUCUCUGAUGAACACCUGCCGCCGACUCCGCUGCGGUGGUUAUUCGCUGCGCAAGUGUGGAACACGCGCGAGCGUGAUUGCAAGGCCCCCGGCGCGGCCUCAAGUUCCCCUGGAGACUGAACACGGGCAGCGCCAAGAAGAGCACACAGACGCAUAAGCAUAAGGCCCAGUGCGUUGAUGAGUCGCCUCCUAUAUGGACGCACUGCUUUCUUGGAUAUGCAUGACUUUCAUCUGCUGCGACCACCAUACUUACAUAGCUUAACGACGUUAGCAACUUUGAACUGUCUGCAAAAGUCAUAGGCAUGACUUUUAUGGGCUGAUAACAUCAUAGAUUAACGACGUGAUUAGCGUUUUUGGAAAAACAUGUCGCCCCGUAGUCCUUCAGCUUCUCCACUGAUGGGAUCUGCAGGGCAAAACAGCGGAGCAGCUGUGGCUUCUGCGUCCUCGUCCGAACACCCCAAAGCUGGGUCGUCUGCCAGCUUGGAGGAUACCCCUCUGACUCUGGAUGGCGCUAUGAGAGUUGCGAAACCGUAUUUGCAGGCCCCGGUGGACGUGACCCUAGAAGGCACAACCUUUUCGCUGCGGUGGUGGUUGUAUACGCCGAGACCGCGAAAAGAUGCUGCGCGAUUGAAUUCGACAACGACGAAUAUGCCAGACGCGGAGACUCCUGCGUCAGUUACUUCUACGUCUUUUUACGGCGUGCGCACGGGCGUUUUGGUGUGCCUUCACGGCUUUGGCGGCUCAAAAUACGAAUUUAGUGCGCUGAUCGGGAGUCCGACGCCUUUGCCUGAGCACAUUGGUCACGUAAUCGCAAUCGAUUGGCCGUUUUCGGGCGGUAACUCACAUAGCGAAGCGGAUCUCGUGUUGCACCCGCACUUCCUGCAACGGCGAGGACGAGAACCCGCCACCAUGGAUGACGUGCGGUUUUUAGCUCGCUUGAUGCACACAGCGCUGCAAGAAAAGAUUUUGCCGCGAAUCAAGAAGACGCUCCUGCUGAACCUCAAAUUGCAGGCCAAAGGGACGAAUUCAGCAGGCACGAUGGACCUAAGCCAGGCAGAAAAAAGCCGAGACAGUUUGCGCUACGACCUGGUCGGGCACUCCAUGGGAGCCACUAUCGCCUUACACUUAGCCGACCAGUACCCAAGCACACUGCGGUCGCUAACCCUGGUGGAUCCCGCUCUGAUUUAUCCGCGUGGCAAAGCGAACAUCGUGGACUGGGUGUUGGAGGGGGCGCAGACCGAGAGUGAGUUCCUGAACAACUUUGACGGAGUGCAAAAUGCCCAGUUUCGCGAGUUCAUUCUUCGGGGCAACAUGCCAGGCUACACCUACUGGGACGCGGCCAUGCAAAAACUCGCGAGCAGUGUCGGCUUCUACCGCUUUGCAAAAGUGCUAAAGGCCAUCAUGGAGACGUCGAGCACGGAUUCACAUGGUGCAAACGCUGUUGCAGUUAAUGGUCCAGAUUCGACAGCGGAACAACAAGCCGAGAUGAAUCCGCAUCCGGUAGAAAGCAAGACGACUGAAGUAUACCUGCGCGUACAGAAAAAGUGGAUCGAAGAGGCAAAUAAUGGCCCAGAUUAUUUUAGUCAAUCCGCGUCGUUUAAAUCUCCGUUAGAUUUGCCAGCUCCUAAACGCGGACGAGGUCCUCUGUACAUCGCGGCUGGAGAAAACCUCCGAUAUAUUCAGCCGACCAUCGACUUUCUGACUGAAAAUAGUUUGCCCUGGACGAAGGUGGAUGGUGCUGGACAUUUCAUUGCUGUAGACACCCCCAUGGCCUUUUGCGCGCAGCUUACGGACAUGCUUUCAUGAGCAAUUACAUUAGUACAAGAUGGAAGAUUCUUGACAAAAUACGAAAAAACAUGUUUCAAUUGAAAUAGUCAUGAUUUGUUGCACACAUCAACGCUUUGUUCCCCACUUAUCCCACCUGUUCUUUUGGUGAGCCCUGCCUUUGGUAAACCGUUCUCCCGUGACACCACCUACUUAUCCACACUUUAUUCCAUACACGUUGAU